AUGGCUCUAAUUGACAGUGAGGCUUCGCUCAAACAGAGGUGCCUGCCCAUCGAGGGGGACGACUCACUUUUCGAGUCUCUGAAGGCCAAUGGAGUGAAGACGCUGCGUCAGUUAGCAUUUGCACUUGGGAGCCCCCAAACGCCCCCAUCGGAUCAUGAUCUAAAGAACCUUGCGGCUAAAGUCUACAAAUGUGCCGAAGGUACUCAACCGACGAUCGGACAGAUUGCGAACGUUCGCAUGCUUAUCUUUGAAGCCUCUACACUGGUGGUGGCACAGUUGCGAGCCCAGGCGACAGCGGAUGAUUCAGAUCUUGCUGGUCGUAAGUUGCCACAUGUUGAGAAGCAGGCACGUUUGACUUCGCAAAAGUCCCGACUGCCCGGGCUUCUGAUAGAGGGGGAGCUGCAGCCCAGCUACGCGCUGGUGGAUGCUUGUGCCCUCAUGGCCGAAUCCAACAGCAUCACUUGGAUCAGCCCCUCGCGUUGCACAAAGCGUGAUGCUGAGGUGCAACAGCUAGGGAAGGAGAAAACAUCGUUGGUCCAAAUUGAAGCAGGCACCUUGAAAGUUAGUGCCAGCAACAAGUUACCUGAUGCUGAUACCACCACUGCCUUGCAACUUCUUUACUGUUUCCAGAGGCGAGGUUUGGCUUUGGAUCAGUGUAGCCUCAUCGGCUGGUCGGACCAUGAGUGGUACGUACAGAGCCUUAUGUCCUAUCCUCAUGGAGAGCCAGUGUCCGGGGCCAGGCCCGCGAUUGCCCAAGUCAUCAGGGCAGACCGGGAGGCUUGGACAUUGAUGAGCCGUGAGAUUGAGGGACCGAUCGGGGUAAAAGAUGCGGCUGGCGAGCUGGUGAUGGCGGCUGCUUUGAGGCGGCUGGCCAAAGACCCUCGCGUAGUCGUUCACCUUGUCACGGCACCACAACCUCAGAGAGUCGCUCCACCUCCUUCCAUCCCUUCCGAUGCAGCUGCUGCCGCAGCAUUGGCUGAGAAGGCUAACAAGAAGAAAAAGCGCAAGCGUCUCACAAACCUUGUGCCAGAGUCUUUGAAAGGAUGUGUCACCAAGAUCAAGGCGACUCCCGCUGCCUCGAGUGAAGCUUCGCGAGCCUCGAGUGAUGUGGAGUCUCUUGCCGCGUCCAUUUUGCAAAUGACCGGUCCUUUCGACCAAUCUUCGCUGUUGCAGCUGAUUGAGCUGCUACCCAUGCAAAACCCUCCACGGGGGAACGUUGGACGCUCCUUCGGUGCUGGGGCGUAUGCACAAGGGGGCCUUUACGGCCUUCAUUCCAAUACGAACCUUUUUCCAAACGUGUGUGCUGUCUUCGCGGCGCACCUCCGGAGGUUUGCUCCGGGCGAGUUCUUUACAAGCUUUAUUAUCCUAGAUGACUGUUCUUCCGAGGUGCAUCGCGAUUCCAACAACGACGACUGCUGCUGCAACAUCCUGCUGAAGUUGUCCGAAUUCCAAGGUCUAAAUCAGUCGACGGCCGAGAAAAUGCGCGUCCGGCAGGAUGAAGACUUGGAAAAGGCAACAUGGCAAGUGCGCGUCAUAGAUGACGCCAGUAUCUGCGGUAUCAACGCAACUGUUGGCUUGAAGUAUGGUUUCCAAAUGCACUCGAUUGAUAGGUAUGCCGCUUGGAUUUCCAAGGCGCUACGCAUCAACGAUGGCAAGUUGCCUGCGUGCAAGGGUCGCGUGUACGAUCUUAAAAGUGCAUACAAACAGUUUGGAAUCCACCCUACAGACCGGGAGCUCUUUCGAUUUGCGGUGAACAAACCGGGCGAGGCGGAGCCCAUGAUCAUGGGUGCGAACUCCUUGCCGUUCGGUGCGGUGGGCAGUGUUGCGGCUUUCCUACGCAUCUCGUUGAGCAUAUGGCUGAUAGGCAUGAGGCUGUUCAGCAUCUUCUGGACAGCCUUUUUCGACGACUUCGGAGUCACGACUCGAGAUGAACUUGUUGCCAACACCGACUCCUGCAUAUGUGCCAUCUUCGAUCUCCUCGGAGUUGACUUUGCUCGGGAAGGCAAGAAAGCACCACCGUUCUCUCGAGAAUUUAAGCUGUUGGGAGUCAAAGUGGAUUUGAAUGAUGAGAUUUUGAGUCGGCAUAUCUACGAGCUCCAGCUGGAGGUUAACGAACUAAGGCCUCAGGUGCAAGCUCUCAGGUCCCAGGUGCAAGCACUAGAGGACAGCCUCUCUCGCGUCUGGGUGAACCAGACGGGUCGUUUCUCGAGCCGCCUUUGCAGUCUGCUUGAGGGAGCCGUAGUGAAAUGGGGGACGAAGGAGGUUAUGAUCAAUGAGGAGAGAAAUCUUGCCGUGAAUAAGUGGCUCAGCCUGGUCAUGGUCGAGCCCUUGACCUUCGGUGUAGCUAGGAACUUCUACGCCGGCAAGGCGUCAGGGAUCUCUUCAGGAUCACUUGCAGACAGCAUUUCGGAUUGCCUUGCUGCCAAGGCCACUUCGACGAUCAAUGCCAGGGCGAAUUGCUUGUUGCGGUUUGUUUCUUGGGCAAAGGGGAACAUGCCGUUUGUUUUUCCCUUGACCGAGCAUGCUGUCUACGCAUACUUCGAGGAGAAGAAGUCCACAGCAGCGGCAACUUCGUUCAGGAGCCUUCUUUCUUCCGUUGCUUUCGCUCAGCAUGUGGUAGGUCUGGAAGGGUGUGACAAGGUUUACACUUCGGGUCGCGUCCGCGGCCUCGCGUCGAAGCUUUACAUGCAGAAGAGGAAGCUCAAGCAACGGAAUCCUCUGAGGGUCUCCGAUGUCAUUCUUCUUGAAAGGAUUUGUUGCAAGCUUGAAGACAGGUCUUUGCAGGACCGUAUCGCUGCAGGCUUCUUUCUUUUCUUGAUUUAUGCAAGGGCUAGAUACAGUGACGGGCAAAACGUAGCAUCGCUGAAUGAUUCGCCGCUCUACUUGGAGUGCAGUGUGGGCAGGUCCAAGACUAGUUUCACUUUGGAACGCAAGACCAGGUACUUGCCAAUGGCUGCCAGGAAAGUGGGCAUCAAGUGUGCAUGGGCCGAUGCGUGGCUUGAGGCUUUGGCAGAGGCGGGUCUUGCGAUCAAGCCGAACGACCCGUUGCUCCCCUGCCCUUCUUCGAAUGGUUCGUGGAAGAUGAUCCCGCUUCCGUGCGAUCAGGCUUGCUCGUGGCUCAGGAGCCUGCUGGGGAACGCUCAGAGCGAUCCCUACCUUGCAAAUGUAGGGACACAUAGCCUUAAGAGAACUUUGCUGAGCUGGGCAAGCAAGCGUGGUCUGCCCAGAGAACAGAGGGCCCUCUUGGGGUAUCAUACGUCCCGAGCCUCGGGUGCGGGAUCAGAGCUGAUCUAUGAGUCCGACGCCCAGUCGGCUCCGCUCAGGGCUUUGUCAUCUAUGAUCGACGAGGUGUCGUCCGGGGCCUUCAAGCCCGACAAACCAAGGGGGCAGCAGCUUGCUUCCGAGCUGUCGGCGCAUGCCGAUCCCCCUGGCGACGAGAUCGAGUCGUCAGACUCCGAGGGCUCCGAGGACGAGGAGGAGAUCGACCACUCAGGGGAUGAAGCUUGUGUUGCCGAGGCUUUGGACUGGCAUGGGAAGGUCGACCUUGACAAGAUUGAUCCCUCGUGUGUUUUCUUUCGGCAUCGCCAAUCCAGGGUAGUGCACAUCACUGCCGACGAAGCCGGUGCCAACCUAGGCUGCGGUAGGACCAUUUCGGGUCAGUACAGGAAGCUGGAGGUCGGUUUGGCAUCUGCGGAUGUCGAAAAACUCGAGAAGGUGGGUGUGGAUUCACUCGCAAAGGUCGCUUUCAUGACGAGCUACACGCCGGGCUCUGGCGAUGACAAGGACCUCAUUGCGGCGUUCGAGUCGGCCCUCGGUACGCCGCCCUCUGUAAGGCAGAAAAGCUCCUUCCGAAGGUUAUUUCAUGAAGCAUAUGCUGUUACCACUUCGGAAAUGAAGAUGCUUGUGGAGCGGACGGAUGAAUCCAUCCCUAGAAAAUUGAGCGUCCCGGAGAGAUCUGAGAGGUUCGAGGUAGUGAGCAAACGCCUUGUGGGCCUUUCAAUCAAGAACCGUCUUGAGCCUGCCGAUAGCCUCGUCGACUCCUUCGUGUCCCAGUAUGAACAGGACAAGCUGCAGUUUGUCCCGUGGGAAAAGCUUGUUUCCAAAGAACAAGAGGCCUCAACAGGGGCAAAGCGAGAGCCUUUCUUCUCGCUGGACAGUACGGGCAAGCUCAGGUCGGAGACGAAGGUUGAGGUCCGUGCCGAUACAAGCACGGAGCUGCUCUUGCAGCUCGCGCUUCAAAGGCGCGGCAUCGCUAUGGAAAUGGCGAACAUCCUUGACUACCAUCGUCACCACAUGUGGGUUGAGCGCCUUCUUGCGGCGCGCCUCGACGCACCUCCGUCGACGCACAUGCAGCCCACGCUUGAUCAGUGUCAGCAGGCUGACAGGAAGCUUUGGCAGCUUCUCGGAGAAGCGACUCGCUCAGGCAUCCAGCUCAAAGCUGGGGGGCGUCCAUUGGACACCAUCUUCGAGGACACAUGGCAGUCACCAGAGGUGCUUCAUCUGCUUCAGCCGAUGCCUCGGGCAGCAGGCGCUUCAGUCACGCAGCAGGUGGCACCGCCGCCGAGGCCGCACGGGCCGGGCCCGUAUGAUCGUCCGGGCAAAGGCCGGAAGGGCACAGGGAAGGGUGCCAAGGGCACCAAAGGAUCCGGGAAGGUUCCCGACUUCGUAUUGCGCCUGAACUCCGUUUUCAAGGAGCUUCUGCCUCAAGCUUCCUGGAAUGCAAUCUGCGUGGGCAGGAAUACUUUGUCAGAUUUCCACAGGGACUCAGGGAACCAAGCGGGUUCGCUGAACCACACUUUCACGCUUGGCACCUUCACUGGGGGCCAACUUUGGCUCGAAGAUGCGUCGGGCACUUCUCAAGCCACUGUCGCGGGCGAUAAGCACAUCAGGGGUAAAAUCGUAGUGGGCAACCCGCCACGUUGCUCCCAUUGGGUUUUCCGUGUGCUCCUGCUGCCGCAGCGCAACAGCUCCCUCCGCCUCUUCAGCCUGUUUUGCCAGUCGAGAGUGCAUGAGAAACCGCUGUUUCUGGAAAUCUGUAGUGGGUCUGCUAUGCUGUCUUAUGUUGCCAAAGAGGCCGGAUACACAGCCGUGCCCAUCGACUGGCAUCACAACAAACAGCGGGCGUGUGUGCACACUUUACAGCUCGACUUGCGCCUGGCCAGCACUUGGUCUUUCUUGCGACGCAUUUGCUCCGAGUACGAUGUUGCUUGGGUGCACAUGGCGAGAGUGGACAGUGCAAACACCAUUUAUGAUAGCAUGGCCGCCUUCUGUGACUGGUGGGCCGAGCUGGUCGCCAAGCACUCCUUCGUCACAUUCGACUCGUGCCGCCACGGGAGACGGGCUAUCCCAAACUUCUUUGUGAAAGGAUUGUCUCAUGCGUGGAUAGGUCAGGUGCAACCUCGUGGCCGCAAGUUUCCGCCAAUCAUUUCUGAAUUUGCUUACACUAUGUCAGUCGCCAGUGCUGCAGCUCCCACUCUCAACUCCAAGCACUGCCUUUCGGCUUCUUGGCAAGGCGUCCCUGCAGGCGCCAAGCUCCUCCGGGAGUCAGUUGAAAGGGGAGGUUCGCGACUCCCAGAGGGGAACAAGUUCUACACUUUCGGCGUUUAUCGAUCCAUGCAAGCUUUCUUGAACGAGGCAAAGUUGGUUGUGCACCCCUUCGAUUCUGCCAAAUCACUUCCAGAUGAACUUUUGCGAGUCUUGUUUGACACUCUUACGAAGAGCCCAGUUGACACCAUGAAGCACCGCCUUUUGAAGCUACAACAGUGGCGAGCCCUCGCCAAGCAGCUUGAUCCCGACGAAGAGAAAAUCAGAUCGGCGAUGGACCCUUGUGUGCGGAAGGUCCUUGGUUGUAAGCGCAUCGCACUCAUGAAGAGGAUCGCCGCCGACUUGUCGUGGCCUGACACGGCCCUCUUCGAUGACCUGGCUGCCGGCUUUAAGCUAACGGGGUACUUGGGGCGUACGGGGGUAUUCGCUAGUGAUGUCAAACCUGCCACGAUGGACCUUGACGAUUUCUGGGCAAGUGCUCCCCUCCGGAGGGAAACCCUGCUUGAAAAAGUCAGAGCCCAGAAGGACCAUGACUAUGCCGAAGAGCUCUGGAACAUGACGCUUGAGGAGUCUAACAGAUCGGGGAAGUGCUGGCUUGACGGCCCGAUCGACGUUGACUCUUUGGGGGACAACUUCCCUGAAGGUUGGAACGCCUGCCGGCGUUUUGCAGUCUGGCAGGGCAAGUGGCGUGCGAUCGAUGACUUCUCGGAAGCCGCUGUGAACUCUUGUUUCGGAUGCUUUGAACGUGUUACUCUCAAGGCCCUCGAUGAGAUCUGCUGGCUGUGCAUGCAAGUUUGCCGUGCGGCAAAAUCUUCAGGAUCCCUCGAUCUUGAGCUCAGCACCGGUGAGAGACUCAAGGGACCCCUCCAUAAGGCUUGGAAGGACCCUGACCGUGUCCGCCCUCACUGCAAAACUUACGAUCUUCAAGCUGCCUACAAGCAGCUCGCACUGCACCCUAGCGAGCGGCCGAAAUCCAUUAUCCUGCUCAAGGAGCCGGGCUCCCGCGCCGUCAAGGCCUUUGUGUGUAACACUCUUCCUUUCGGAGCUUCAGCCUCGGUCAUGCAGUUUAACAGGGUUGCAUUAUUCCUGCAGAGGGUUCUUUGGGAUUUGAGGGUGGCCGUGACUUGCUACUAUGACGAUUUCCCGACGAUGACCCCUUCGUUCUUGUCUGGCGGGACUGACAAUGCAGUUCAUGCCCUCAUGGACCUGUUUGGCUUCUCCUUGUCCGAGAAAGAAAAGCCGUUCUCGUGCACUGCAGAAACGCUGGGUGUCGUGCUGGAUACCUCCGAUCCUGACAUGGGCCGCAUCUUCGUAUCGAACAAGCCUGAACGAGCUGCCAUGCUUGAACAGUCCUUGGGCCGCAUCCUUGAAAAGGGCCAGGUAGACACGCGGGAGUUGCCAUCCCUUCUUGGAAAGCUUCGCUUCGCAGAUGCUCAGCUGCUUGGUCGCACAGGGCGAUUGGCCCUGGCCGACCUCAGGCUCUUCGGUGACAGAGGGGGUGUCUUGAACCUGACGGAUACACAAUCGAAUGCCUUGGCUGUUCUGAGGGCAAGACUUCUUGCGAGCAGGCCGCGUGCCAUUGUGACGAGCCCUGCCUCGAACCCAGUCCUCAUCUUCACAGAUGGCGCAUGCGACCCUUGCGAGGGCAGCUUCAGUACUGGUGUCGGUGGGGUUCUCUUUGUCCCCGGCGAGGGUGUUGCUAGGGCUUUCGGUUGCAGGGUUCCUAGCAAGCUCGUCAGACAAUGGGCCGAGGGUAGGAAACACAUUAUAGGGCAGGUCGAGCUUUACGCGGUCGUGCUCGCCAGGAUCCUGUGGUCGAGUUACAUUGAUGGCGAGCGAUGCAUAUUUUUCGUCGACCAUUCCGGCGUCUUGAGUGCUUGCAUCAACUCGAACUCGAUCGAUGCAUCUUGGAGGAGUCUCCUCCUUCACUUGGAGGCCGCCGAUGAAGCACGCCCGUGCCUGCCGUGGUUUCAUCGUGUACCGAGCCAGAGCAACAUCGCGGACCCGCCAUCCCGAGGCAGAUGGGAGGAGCUGGCAUUCCUUGGUCCUGUUACUCGUGACGUGCCGACUUGCUUUGUCACAGGUGCCACUCUUGAAGCAACGAUCGGGAACACUGCCGAGCGCCGAGAAGAGCUGAGUGUGUUCAUCGAAAGCAUCUUGAGCGCCAAUUGUCUCGACCUCAAAACUGCUGAAAGGCUCCGAGGCAGGUUGGUGUUCUUCGAGGGGUUUGUUUUCGGGCGAAUGUCGAACUCGUCCAUCCGAACGGUGGACCGUGCAGCCAGAGCGGGGCUGACUACGAAGAGUUUGCCUGAAGAUGUUAGGAAGAGUCUUGUUGUCAUUCGCGAGAGGCUGAGGGUUGCUGAGCCUGUGACCAUUGCUACAAAGAACCAUCAGUCUUGGAUCAUAUUCACAGAUGGAGCCUGCGAAGGCGGGAAAAAGCUGGGAUCCAUUGGAGGAGUGAUCGUGGGCCUUAAUGGCCGUCCGAUAUCCUUCUUCAGUGAGCAAGUCCCACAGGACAUCAUGAGGAUCUUGCUGCGAGACUCGCAAAACCCCAUUUUCGAGCUUGAGCUUCUGCCUGUCCUACUUGCGUACAGGCUCUGGGGCCAGUGGUGCAGAUUUUCUCAAGCUGUUUUUUAUGUGGACAACGAAGGUGCUCGCCAUUCGAUAAUAGCCGCGGGCGGAGGCGCUGCACUCGCUCGUGUGAUUAUCGAUGGCAUCCUCUCAAAGGAGACAUCCCUUCAAAUCCACGCAUGGUACGCUCGUGUACCUACGCACAGCAACAUUGCGGACUCCCCCAGCAGGGGUGAGUACGAGGGUCUCUUGAAUAUUGGAUGCUCGAGACUUCGCGUUGACUGGGAUGCGGUGGCACGGCAGUAUUUUCCAUUGGGGUGA
Molecule: messenger RNA, 8436 nt
Organism: Symbiodinium sp. CCMP2592
Lineage: Eukaryota; Dinophyceae; Suessiales; Symbiodiniaceae
Source: the annotation of a GenBank genome assembly